CAAGCCUUUUGUCUCCCCCUAUCUUGAUCAUAAUUUCUUCAUAAUAAAGGAAACCUCCAGAUGUCGAUUAUCAAUUGUUAGUGUGACAAGUUUUGUUUCUUUUCGGCGUUCACUUUCGAUUGGUUUCGACCUGCGUUAUGUUUAUACAGUACUAAAGUAUACUAAGUAUUUCUCGAAUGUAUUCUGACGUUUGUAUAUCCGAUUUCGAUAGCGACAAUGACGACAUUGCAUGGUCAUUCCAACGACCUAGCAAUAAUGAUUAUUUGAAUGAAAGUAUCAGCACCGGUAGCAAUAGCAGCAGCACGUUUACAUAUGACUCGCGGUCUGAACGUGUACGCGAAUUCGGCGAAUUUGAAGAGAAUUAUGGUUGGAUCCAGUGUCGAUCUAAGAGCUAUCCUGAUCGUAUGUAUUAUCAUAAUACACAUAGCGGCUGCGGUACAUGGUACAGGCCCAUCUCGCGUUGUGUUGACAUCCCACUCGUCUCUAUCGAUGCUCCGUCGAAGGUUUGUCAUAUAGAUGAUACAACAGUGAACGAUUUGGAACUGAUGUCAGUAUCGGACCAUGAAAAAGAGUCAGAUGUAUCAGCCGUCAAGCACAAUGGUAAUGGAUCAUUAAUUGAAGCACCUGAUAUUAUUACGCGAUAUUAUUACACUCCUCAGGUAGACUUGACCUCCAACAUGGACAACAUAAAUGACUCAUACGAAUCAAUUAAUGCAUUGAACAAAUGUGGCAAUAAGAAAAAAAAAAUUGAUCUAAACAAGAACAAUAUUAGCAAUGAUAUUGAUGAUUCUGAAACAGAAGUAGAACUAUUGUGUGCCACAAAUUUCCUCGAGACUGAAUUUUUUGUGGAAGAGAGUGAAGUGCUUAUCAAGUCUCCUCCACGCAUAUCUGUUGCAUACGGCGUUCCAUGUGUGAAGAAACUGAACUUUGAGGAUCAAUUGAUCAAAAGGAGAACAUGCAUUUCCAAGGAUCAAGAAUCUGGGAAAAUCAUUUGCGAUAUGUAUGGUGUGAGAACUAUCAAUUACAAUCUAUCUGAACCAGAUCAGAAGCCGAACGAAGUAGGAAUAAAAUCAUCGAGAUUGAGCGAAAGUGACAGCGACACUAGUGAAUUGUCCUCGUCGUCGCAGCCCUUGAAAACAAUACGAUUAUUUGAAUCCGAAUGGCGCGAUAUAGAGAAAAACUUGCAUCAACCGUUAUUGAGUGAUCCAAGUUCCAGUCCGUCGUCACGGUCCGAUACAAGCAGCUCUAGUACAAGUCAAAGUACUAGCUCUGCUAGUUCGUGCUCUACCUGCUGCUCAUGCGACAAAGAAGCUUAAACAAAAUGUCAAAUAUUUGGUAGGCAAAUCUUAUCUAAUGAUUAGGUAAUUCUUUAUUUUAUACAAUAUUUACGUUUGUUUUUUUAUUUUUUUUUCC
Molecule: messenger RNA, 1413 nt
Organism: Linepithema humile (Argentine ant)
Lineage: Eukaryota; Metazoa; Arthropoda; Insecta; Hymenoptera; Formicidae
Source: RefSeq, a predicted model, not a curated record